CGAGGAGGAGGUUUCUGAACACUACGGGUCUUUGUGGCCCGGUGGACAAAGAGCUGCUUUCAGACGUUCUCUGCGGGUCUAAGCAGAACAGACCGACACCGAGCUGGACGCCCUGCUGCCGACUGCUUCACUUCAGCUGCUCCUCCGCUGGGACACGACAUGAAGCGCUGCCUCGGGCUUUUUCUGCUGCUUUGUGCCGGGAUGCUGCAUGUGGGUUCGGGGCUUCGCUGCUACAGGUGUGCAGAUUACACAGGGCGCUGCGAGAACGUCCAGGAGUGCACGUUCGAAGACUCGUGCAUCUCUCUGAGCGAUCAAGGCGGGAAGACGAUCCGGCAGUGUAUCCGGUACACAGAGUGUGACGUGUCCCGACUCACCCAGAUGUUCCCGUCCAUCUCCAGGUUCACGUACAGGUGCUGCAACAGUAACCUGUGCAACUCGGGCUCCACUGCCCCCGCGGUGACCCCGGUUCUGGUUCUGCUGUGGUCCCUGUUGAGCAUUUGGUGGUUCUGGUCCUGAACCCUUCAACCGCUGUUCUGUAUUUUAACGAGAACUAAUCUUUGGCUCGCCGGUUGUUUUCCAACUCCUGCAGCUACUCAGGUCUCUUCUGUAAAUCUGAUUUUAUUCAUUAAAAAAAUUUGAAUUCUUUCAGUUUAACGGAAAAUAAAAUGUUGUUCUGGCUUUUAAA
Molecule: messenger RNA, 685 nt
Organism: Fundulus heteroclitus (mummichog)
Lineage: Eukaryota; Metazoa; Chordata; Actinopteri; Cyprinodontiformes; Fundulidae
Gene: cd59b
Product: CD59 molecule (CD59 blood group)
Exons: 3
Coding region: 160-516 (118 amino acids)
Source: RefSeq, a predicted model, not a curated record